Molecule: messenger RNA, 4770 nt
Organism: Tupaia belangeri chinensis (Chinese tree shrew)
Lineage: Eukaryota; Metazoa; Chordata; Mammalia; Scandentia; Tupaiidae
Gene: NR5A2
Product: nuclear receptor subfamily 5 group A member 2
Exons: 9
Coding region: 511-2016 (501 amino acids)
Biological process (GO): tissue development; regulation of transcription by RNA polymerase II; hormone-mediated signaling pathway
Cellular component (GO): RNA polymerase II transcription regulator complex
Molecular function (GO): nuclear receptor activity; zinc ion binding; RNA polymerase II cis-regulatory region sequence-specific DNA binding
Source: RefSeq, a predicted model, not a curated record
CUUCUGAUUAGAAACCAUCAAGAAACUGGAUACAUGGUUUACAGCGGGUCACGAAUGCUGGAAAAAGUACAGAGUCCAGGGAAAGACUUGCUCGUAACUUUCUGAAUUCUGGAUUUUUUUUUCCCUUUUUUCUUAACUUUCACUGAGGAUCAGUGUGUCUGAUGUGUCCUUCUCCAGGCCACAACAUUUGACAAACUGUUUUUCCUGAUGCUCAAUGAUUUCUGCUUUAAGCCAAAGGACAGCCUAUCAUUUGACUAAGAAUGUCUUCGAAUUCGGACACUGGGAAUUUACAAGCGACUCUAAAGCAUGAACAUACACCUAUUGACAGGAUCUGUGGAGUUUGGAUGGAGUUUAGCCUGUGGAUGUGUGGUGUACUGUGACAACUCGCAAGGCCACCAACAGACGGUGGGAAGGAACUGAGAGGAAGUUGGAGCAGCUAUUUGGUACAGAGUCAGUGCUGGGCUUCCGGACCGACACGGACCCCCCAUUCCCGCCCGCGGCCGCCCUGUCAUGCUGCCCAAAUUGGAGACGGAAGCCCUGGGACUGGCCCGAUCGCAUGGGGAACAGGGGCAGAUGCCGGAAAACAUGCAAGUGUCUCAAUUUAAAAUGGUGAAUUACUCCUACGAUGAAGAUCUCGAAGAGCUUUGUCCGGUGUGUGGAGAUAAAGUGUCUGGGUACCAUUACGGGCUCCUCACCUGUGAAAGCUGCAAGGGAUUCUUUAAAAGAACAGUCCAAAAUAAUAAAAGGUACACAUGUAUAGAAAACCAGAACUGCCAAAUUGACAAAACACAGCGAAAGCGUUGUCCUUACUGUCGAUUUCAAAAAUGUCUAAGUGUUGGAAUGAAGCUGGAAGCGGUAAGGGCAGACCGAAUGCGCGGAGGAAGGAAUAAGUUUGGGCCAAUGUACAAGAGAGACAGGGCCCUGAAGCAACAGAAAAAAGCCCUCAUCCGAGCCAAUGGACUUAAGCUAGAAGCCAUGUCUCAGGUGAUCCAGGCGAUGCCCUCUGACCUUACCAUCUCCUCUGCAAUCCAGAACAUCCAUUCUGCCUCCAAAGGCCUACCUCUGAACCAUGCUGCCUUGCCUCCUUCAGACUAUGACAGAAGUCCCUUUGUAACGUCUCCCAUAAGCAUGACAAUGCCACCUCAUGGCAGCCUGCAAGGUUACCAAACAUAUGGCCACUUUCCUAGCCGGGCCAUCAAGUCCGAGUACCCAGACCCCUACACCAGUUCGCCAGAGUCCAUAAUGGGCUAUUCCUAUAUGGACAGUUACCAGACAAGCUCUCCGACAAGCAUCCCACAUCUGAUACUGGAACUCUUGAAGUGUGAGCCAGACGAGCCUCAAGUCCAGGCCAAAAUCAUGGCCUACUUGCAGCAAGAGCAGGCUAACCGCAGCAAGCAUGAAAAGCUGAGCACGUUUGGUCUUAUGUGCAAAAUGGCAGAUCAAACCCUCUUCUCCAUUGUCGAGUGGGCCAGGAGUAGUGUCUUCUUCAGAGAACUUAAGGUUGAUGACCAAAUGAAGCUGCUUCAGAACUGCUGGAGCGAGCUCUUAAUUCUCGACCACAUUUACCGGCAAGUGGUACAUGGAAAGGAAGGGUCAAUCUUCCUGGUUACUGGGCAACAAGUGGAUUAUUCCAUUAUAGCAUCACAAGCUGGAGCCACCCUCAACAGCCUCAUGAGUCAUGCCCAGGAGUUAGUGGCAAAACUGCGUUCUCUACAGUUCGAUCAACGAGAGUUCGUGUGUCUGAAAUUCUUGGUGCUCUUUAGCCUAGAUGUCAAAAAUCUUGAGAACUUCCAACUGGUAGAAGGUGUCCAGGAACAAGUCAACGCUGCCCUGCUGGACUACACUGUGUGUAACUACCCACAGCAAACGGAGAAAUUUGGGCAGCUCCUUCUCCGACUCCCCGAAAUCCGGGCCAUCAGCAUGCAGGCUGAAGAAUACCUCUACUACAAGCACCUGAAUGGGGACGUGCCCUAUAACAAUCUUCUCAUAGAAAUGUUGCAUGCAAAAAGAGCGUAAGUUACAACCCCUAGGUGCUCUGCUGUCAAAACAAAGAGACUUCGGGGGAGGGGGAAAAAAAACAGGAAGGAAAAAAAAAUACUCUGAACUGCUCCAAGCAACACUAAUUACAAACUUGGUUUAAAGAUGUAAAAAGUCAUAAUAAUCAGAUACUUAAUAGCAAAUAAAUGAUGUAUCAGGGUAUUGCAAACUGUGAAUCAAAGGCCUCACAUCCCCAAGGAUUCCAUGUAAAAGACAUUGUAACAGAGUGGACUGGACUCACAGAAAGAUACCCACACUGCGUCAGAGUAUACAGAUGGACAGAACAGUUCUUGUAUAUUUAAACUGAUCUCCACUAUGAAGAAAUUUAGGAACUAAUUUGUGUCAUUCGUUAGGCUUAUACAGCUGGGAAUUUGAGCUUACACAGUUCCUCUACGGUGAAAGCUGAACUGAUAGAAUUCUCCAGAAGGCAUCAGCUGUACCUACAACAGCCCCCCUCUUCCUUUGAAAGUCCCAGCACCUGUUCCCCAGUGUUCUGGGAAUCGCCACAUCUGUGCUGAGGACCCGUGUUCCGCCACGCCCAGUGAUCGCUCCGCCAAAUCAUGAGAAAGCCUAAUUUUGAAUGUCCAUGUCUUUGACCUGCAAACAGCGAAUAAGAACAGUCUAUCAAUAUGUUAGCUUGCCAUUUAAAAUACGUUCUGACGUUUGUUUUGUCACGUGGUCAUGUUAAAAAAAAUAGGCAGUAUCUCUCUCCUAUCUUAUAUAAGCAUUCAUUAAUAUUAGGGAUAUGACUACAAACUUUUAAAGCAAAUACUCCGUAGCUAAAGCAAUUAGACCUAUUUCUGCUACUGUUGCUGACAUGUGGCCGGCAUUGUUGGAUUCCAUAUGAAUUUCUGGUCGAAAGGCUUGUUAGGAUACAUCAGUCUUUUUCAUCAUUAAGGUUUGUAGUUCAUUUAAAAAUAACACACUAAACAUAUCUUGCUGGGACAUCAGAUAGUUCAGUUCUAAAGAGUUGAAAACGAAACUGAAGCAUGUUAAGCUAUGCAAAAAGUCAAGAAAGGAUGAGCUGAUAAAUCGAUCGAGGUUCAUUCUUGUUGCAACCGAACAUCCCCUAAACUUGGGAUGAAGUGAUGAAUUUUACAGAUGACCUGGAAAGAUAAUAAAGUCAUUCAGAUUUUUCCCAAAGGGGAAGAAAGGAAGAGAGUGAUACUGACCAUUCUAAGUCUUAGACCAAAGUCCGCUAUGGAACAAAGAACUACAAACUGUCCAAACAACUCUAUCAGUAUUAUUGAUGCGCAAUGCCACAGGUAUGAGAGUCUUGCCUUACUUCACGAUUCUAAAAGGUAGCUGUGCAGAGGUGGAUCAACAUUUGUUCAAAAUGAAGUAUUACUACUUUACCAUCAAAUAAAAUAGAGUGUUUACAUUCUUUAGGUCCUGGGUGGGGGUGGGGAGGCAACCGUGAUAUUGCAAAAUAGCAAAAGCAGUAAUUUCCUUAAUGUUAUUUUUCUGAUUGGUAAUUAUUUUUAACCGUACGUAAUUAUUGUAUGUCGUGAGACACUAAAAUCAAAAACGGGAAUCUCAUUCAGACUUUAAUUUUUUUUUUUGAGAUUAUCGGCGGCACAAUCACUUGUAGAAACUGUAAAAAAUAAAUAAAGUAUCUCCUAGUUCCUUAAUUUUUUUCAUAAAUGUUUCUCGCUUUUGAAUAGUUUAUUUAUAUUGUAUAUCCUAGUUUCGACUGUAGACAAUUACGAUGCUAAUUUAUUGUUCCUCGGUUUCGCCUUUGUAUAAGAUAUAGCCAAGACUGAAGAAGCCAAAUAUACGUGUUUACUGUAGCAUGUCUUCAAGUUAGUGGGACACAGUUCAGGGACAGAGAAGGGUCUUCAUGAAUUCAAAUCAUUCACUUGAUUCAAUGUCUGUAAAUCUUCAUGAUUCUGAACUGUAGUUUAUUUAAUAUCUAUUGUAAAUUAUGUGACUUAUAGCUUCCUGUUUUCAAGUAAACUUAAGGUGGAGUCUUACCUAGUUUUCCUUUCCAGGCAUUGUAAGUUGUAUACCAAAGAUAUUAGUUAUUACUUCUGUGUUUGCACAGAGGAUUAUUUUAUUAACCGCCUCUAAUACUCCUCCACAGGAAGAGUACAUGUUACCUAAGUUGGGCGUCGACUCACAGAAUCUCAGUCUCUGCAUUAAUUCUUGGCUCAAAGGACAAGAGGCACAUAACUGAUCGGAGCUCUUGUCCAGAGCAUUAGAGAGAAGAGCAGAUCAUUGAUCGCCCCAGUUAGAGACCAAGCUGGCCAGAGGACACAUGGGUAGGAUGGCGUGGUGGCAUUUAAUGAAACGGUUCCACGGUGCAUGUGUCACACAUGUGGAGACGAUUAUGAGAUUUAGAGGGUCUUUAACGUUGCAAAAUCAAAUACACGGAGUUCUUAAAAUCCAUAUUUUCUUAUUUUAAAAUUAGACUACUCCCCACUGAACAUUAAGCCUAAAAAAAAAAAAGAGUCAAAUGUUGGUAUGUAGUUAACCUGGUCGAUUACACCAUGAGAACGAAGACAACGCAGAGGGCUACAUCCACGCUGCAGGUGACACCGAGGACAAACACGAUGCCACCGUCAGCGUCUGCAGUCCAAGAUUGGAAAUGGAAAGUUCUCUCCUGUUAGCUUUAACUGGUCUGUAACUGGAUAUUUCCUUGGCAACUGCUUUAUCGAUUACAGAAAUGAUUAGUAAAAGCAGACUCAAACAGAAAGGUUUGCGACUUAGCUUGGUUUAUUCGAAUUGGUCUAC